UGAAACAGCCAAACAAAGGCCAUAUCCAUCCUGAGAAAAAUCAUAUUAUGGGAAGGAGUCCCCUUAGGCUCAAGAUGGGGUAUAUAGAAGUUCCAGGGUUACAUAGCCAAGUCCCUUUCCUAUGCAGAAAAAGGGACAACUAAUUGGAUUUUAAAUUCUACAAUAUAUAUAUAGCACACAGUCUUCCAAUUAAUCCAAGGCCCAGUUGAGAGAGAAACAUAUGUCUGGCUAGUUUUGUUUUCUAUCCCACUGAGUAGAGCCUUGACAGAAGGUUUUGUCCUUAGCUUACUUAGCCCCCUCUGAGGGUGAAGGUAUACAGAUUUUCCUAAGCAUUUUGCAUAGCCAACAAAAUAAGUCUUUUUUAAACCUUUAUGUCUCAGUAAACAUUCUAAGAAGGAAGGGCAAGGUAUUCCUUGGAAUUAAGUGAUUUGUAUAGGCUCACACAUAUAGAAAGUGUCGGAGGCCACAUUUGAAUCCCAGACCUGGUGCUCUAAUCACUGUGUCACCUAGCUGCCUCAAUGAGAUAGAUUUUUGGGCUACAAUGAUACCCCCUCCCCCAACACAAAGAAACCACAUGAAUCAAAAGUGAUUUCUUGCUGAAGUCAGUGGACCUAUCCCUAUCCUUCCUGCCUCCUGCUUGCAUUAAGGGGAACACAGAGACUGUUGUUAGGCAGAUUUGGCUCCUUUAAGUAUCCUUGCUUUUGGGCUCUGGAAAGAGGAGAGGAAUCACCAAAGGGAUAUCCCUUGUCACAUGCCAUCAUUGUGUGUUCACUGUUCUGCCCCAGUUAUAUCUCCCCAUUGCUGCUGCCAAAAAAAAGUUAUUUAGACCUUCUGUAGACAGUGGAAGAGGACCAGAGGCUUACUUAGUCAUGACCCUCAGAAAUGGCUGAAGGCAUUAGAGGCCUUGAUCAGGUACCUUUGCAUGUCUGACUCUGUUAGGUACUCACAGGAAUACAGACUUGAAGGAUGCAGCUUGCAAGUCUUCAUAGAACACUCUUCUUACAAUAAAACAGCUUGUUUAGCAUCCCAAUUCUGUCAUUAGUUGUUCUACCUAAGCUUUCUGAGUCUCAGGAAGUUUCAAUAGAGAUGCUAUUUUACUUCUUCAAAUUCAGUUGAAAUUUCUGUGGCUGCUAGGUGCCAGGCAUUCUGCUAGAUGCUGGACAUAAAGAUGAAAAUGAAAUAAACCCUGCCUUCGAGGAGCUCCCAUUCUAUAGAAUAUUACAUGUAUAUAGAUGAGUUUAAUGUAAGGUAAGGAAUUAUGGGAACAAAAAGAGCUAAACAAAUGAUCCCAGAAAUUUUGAGAUAGAGAAAGAAGAUAUAAGUGCUUAAAUUCUACAAAUAUUUUUAUUGUUAUAGAAUUUCAUAGUAUUUGAUUGUGAGGGACCUUAGAGACUAUGUAGUUUUUAGUCUUUUGUUUUAUAAAUAAGGAAACUGAGGCUCAGAAAAGCAAUAUGACUUGCCUAUGUCCCACAUUUAAUUACAGAAUCAGACCCAAACUCUGGUCUCUUCAUUUCUUGACUGGGGUUCUUGACAUCUCCUAGACUAACUCUUUGCUAUGAUUCUGCUGGAGGAGGUUUAGAAUGAAACCACCCUGGCAAAUGCUUCCCUUGAAGCCUGGAUUCCUUGAGUCAUUCAUUGGGAGUCCCAGGGUUACCUGGGCUUCAAGGGUCUCUGUUUUCCCCCCCUCCCCUCCAGUUUUUUUCUACCUGGAGCUGAAGCUUGACUUGGUGUUUUCUGGAUUCCUGUGCAAACUGGAUUAAUCCCAGUUAGGUUUAUUUGGGAUCAUUUCCUAGGUUAGAAUUUUUUCAGUAUGGAUCUGGCCUUUGGCCUAGGUUGUUUUCUAGGAAAUGUACCAGGUAUUGGCCUCAGGAAGAGGUUUGAGAUGGGGCAAAUAUUGUUUGACAUAGAGAUUACAGAUAAGGUAAAACUGGAAGCAAAUUGCAACUCCCCAACACUACUACCUCUCCCUCUCCUCUCUUUUCCCCAGAGAUUGGUUGAGCCCUAAGGUAAGAAUCAAGAGCCUCUGUUGAUUUGAGUUUAUUUCUAAAAGAAGGAGAAAAUGUUCUGAAACCACCCGAGCCUGCAGCCUGGGAGGGCUGUAUUGGGUGGGGAGAAGCAGCCACACUGCCUAGGCCCUAAACUCUAGGGGGUGGUGUGUGCCUCAAGCUGAGUUUCCAUACCAGAAGCAUAAGCUGUGUUGAGUCAUUUGACCUGUAUCCUCCUUUCUGGUCAUUGCAGGGAAAGACCCCAAGCCUCUUCUCUUCCUUUCCUUGGCUUUCCUCUGUACUUUCUCUGGGGAGGAGCCAAGGAGAUGCGGCUUUCUCUUGGAGCCUGCUUUCUCCCAUCGCUAAGGCUGGUUAACUGGAGCUUCUGCUUUGUGAUUCCUGCUCCCUUCUCAUGGUGUGGAGUCAGCCUUCACCAUCAGAAUUGCUGUCCUGGGUCAGACUUGAAGGCGAUCUUUCUGGCCACCUCCUUGCCUACCUGAGCCUCAGCCCCAUCUUCGUUAUUGUUGGCUUUGUGACACUCAUCAUAUUCAAGCGAGAACUUCACACUAUUUCUUUCCUGGGGGGUCUGGUACUCAACGAGGGGGUCAACUGGCUAAUAAAGCACAUUAUCCGGGAGCCCCGGCCCUGUGGAGAUACCCACUCCAUGGUGAAUACCAAAUAUGGGAUGCCUUCCAGCCAUUCCCAGUUUAUGUGGUUCUUCUCAGUCUACUCCUUCCUUUUUCUUUAUUUAAGAAUGCAUCAAACAAACAAUGCCAGAUUUUUGGACUUGUUAUGGAGACACGUGCUCUCUCUGGGCCUUGUGACAAUAGCCUUUCUCGUCUCAUAUAGUAGAGUGUAUUUGUUGUACCACACCUGGAGCCAGGUUCUCUAUGGAGGGGUUGCAGGAAGCAUCAUGGCUGUCGCGUGGUUUGCCUUCACACAGGAGAUCCUCACUCCACUGUUCCCCAGGAUAGCAGCCUGGCCCAUAUCUGAGUUCUUCUUAAUUCGAGAUACAAGCCUCAUUCCCAAUGUCCUGUGGUUUGAAUACACAGUCACCAGAGCAGAGGCCAGAAACAGACAGCGAAAAUUGGGUACAAAGCUGCAGUGAGAGUGCUUGGGCGUGGCUGGGCCAGCCCCACAGAUCUGACUGGUAGGAUGCUGCCAUGGAGACCUCGACAGACCCAAGUCACCACAUGAAGCCUUUUUCUUUUUCUUUUUCUUUUUCUUUUUUUAAUCAACAAGAGGGACCAAAGGCCAGACUGGGGCCUUCAGCAGGGAUCCAGAGGCCUGGGUGUUGGCUUGGGUGGCUUGCCAGGCAUCCCCUCUGUCCUCAGGACCAGGAUGCAAAUGGACCUUGCCCAUACUACCACUGCACACUGAGAGACAGAAUGUACUCUAACAUCAGAGGCCAGAGGAAGGGGUUGAGGGUGGGAUGAUAGAGGAGAAAGAAGACAGCUUUCACCUGAGAGCUUGAGACAGGGUGGUUGGGGAAAAUCUUAACAGCCAAUUAUUUGUGUGGAGUUUAGGUGGUAUGAAAUAUACAUGCUAUUUAUUAUUUUUUCCUAAGAUUAAUUUGAUUUUUGAGUUGGGAGCUAGGGCUGGGGUAAUGCCUUUCUGAAGAGGAACCCAUUGAAGAGAGUUGGUUUCUCAGUGGCACAGGAAGAGUCUUAACUCCAGACUAUUUGGAUGACAUCAGUUCCAUCUAUCUGCACUUUGUAUGGAAGAAACAAAACUUGAUGGACAUUUUGCUUUGAACACUAGGAAGCAGCCUACCUCUCCUCUUAGUGUGGUUGUGGAACAUGGGGGCUUAUGGCAGAGCAUCUGGGGAAAUCAUCCCUUUCUGAUUCCUAUCUCUUCUCUGCUGAUAACAGCCUAUUAUGGUGGAUGCUGUUUCUGAGUAUUGUUCCCUGUAACACAGCUAUUUCCAUGUUUGGGAGAGUGAUAACUUAGAGAAACAGUGCUUCGUUGGUCUGGUUAUGACAUUUCUUGGCAGCAGUGAUCUCAUCCAAGGGCCUUCUCUGAUCCCUGGCCAUGCAAUGGGUUGUACCUUCUAUAAUGAAAGAACUUUUUUUUAAUGUUAUUUAAAUUGUAGACGGAAACCUGAGCUGUUUUACAGUUGUCUUUUUGUCUUGCCAUCAGGUAGCAAUUGCUCUUCAAUUCCUUUCACCUCUUCCCACUUCCAAUGUCCCAGCCACUUCAGAACCCCUACCUACCCACCCACCCACCCACUCAAAACAAAAAGGAAAGAACCUUGAGUUGAGCUAGGUGUGUCUGCCACCACCCUUCUUCCCCUGGUGGGCUCAGACACUUGUCUUUCCUUGAGACUUUAUUCCAAAGUGAAGUCUCAGCCUGUUCAUGGGGGGCUACUACAGACUGGAAAUAUGCUAGCUGAGAAUGUGUUCGAUCAGACCAGGUCUCAUGCUGGACAGAAGAACUUGGAUGUCUUGAAGUUGUCAUAAGAGUUAUUUUACUUGUACAUGGGUCUCUUGUUUUAAAGUUGCUUUUAAAUGGAAUCAUUGAGGGGAAGAUGUGUCUAAACCCCAAGAAACAUCUAGAAUUGAACUGGACAGUUUGGGACAUUUUCAAAUCACUGAAGAAAAAAAAUUGGUUUCCUGAGCUGCUGCUGCUGCUGAAGCACACCUUGGUGGUGCUUUUCUUUUCUCUUCUUUUGCAAAGACAGUAUCCCCAAUCCAUUCCAGAUGUCAGGAAAAUGGGCUUAUUUCCGGGGAAGUUAGGUCAGUCCCCAUAUUACCCUCUCCUUCUCAUUUUAUUUUUUGACCAGAGAUAAGCCAGAUGUCAGGUGGUUUGGAUUAAGACAAUAAAUAAAGUUGUUUACUAUUGUUUUAAAAUAAAAUAUGGAAAAUGAAUGA
Messenger RNA from Monodelphis domestica (gray short-tailed opossum), 4855 nucleotides. Lineage: Eukaryota; Metazoa; Chordata; Mammalia; Didelphimorphia; Didelphidae. The record is from RefSeq and is a predicted model, not a curated record.